AAAAUAGUGUGUAUAUAAAUAAGUAAAACCCUAAAACGCCAUUUUUGUGAGUUUUGGGAUUAAGCCGAUUUCUGCUUCUGCUUCUGCUUCUGCAUCCGCUGCUGCCUUGAAGAUGGUGAAGGGACGCCAAGGAGAACGUGUUAGGCUCUAUGUGAGGGGUACAAUCCUUGGAUACAAAAGAUCUAAAUCAAACCAGUACCCAAACACUUCGUUGGUGCAAAUUGAAGGAGUUAACACCAAGGAAGAAGUAGCUUGGUACGCCGGCAAGAGAUUGGCAUAUAUCUACAAAGCCAAGGUGAAGAAGAAUGGAACCCAUUACCGCUGCUUAUGGGGCAAGGUUACAAGGCCUCAUGGUAACAGUGGUGUUGUUCGUGCUAAGUUCACGUCAAAUCUUCCUCCCAAAUCAAUGGGAUCUCGCGUAAGAGUAUUUAUGUACCCAAGUAACAUAUGAGAUUCUGGUGAUAACCUUGGUAGAAUUGUCGGAUGAUUUUAAGUCUCAAGGAUCUUUGUUUCAUUUUACCUUUUGAGAAUUGUGUUUUUGGCAUAGAUGGUUAUGUUGGAAUAGUGUCCUCUGCUGUAUUGGCUUUUGUUUAUGAAAUAUUCAGCACUCUGUGGAAUUGGUUAUCUCUUAUGAUUACAAUGUUUUUUCUUAUGACAAUAAUUUUUUUUAACCAUGAACAAAAUUUAGUAGGAUCCUAAUUCAUGAAAUAUAGGCAUCUCUGGCAAAGUCCCACGUUUACUAAACCAACAUAUUUUGUUUUUUCUUUGGACUUUUCAAACUUAGCGAACUGAAACAUCUUAGUAGCUAAAGGAAGGGAAAUCAACCGAGACCCCGUUAGUAGCGGCGAGCGAGAGCGGAUUGGGGUUUGAA
Molecule: messenger RNA, 871 nt
Organism: Trifolium pratense (red clover)
Lineage: Eukaryota; Viridiplantae; Streptophyta; Magnoliopsida; Fabales; Fabaceae
Product: 60S ribosomal protein L35a-1
Exons: 5
Coding region: 113-451 (112 amino acids)
Biological process (GO): ribosomal large subunit biogenesis; cytoplasmic translation
Cellular component (GO): cytosolic large ribosomal subunit; ribosome
Molecular function (GO): structural constituent of ribosome
Source: RefSeq, a predicted model, not a curated record